UUCUCCGAGCGGAUGUUGCAUGGAAGAGUACCGGGAACUCAACGUUGCGGUUCCGUGAUAUCAACACUAGUUUGGACGCCCUAAAUCCUCGUCGCGCGCGGAUGGAUGUAGAUUAACCAGAGUUAAACGUCACACUUGAAAGAGUGCUUUCCGGAUAAACUCCUCCUUCCGCCGUCGCCGCACGUUCUACCGACCUUAGCUUAGCUUUUAUUAGCCGCCCAGUGUUUCUCUCUCCCAAAGGGCCGGCUCUAGCUCUGACUCUGGCUCUGGCUUCCCUUGCCACCUUUGGGAAAACCGCGGCACUUGAGAGUGUUCGCGUAAAGUGUUUGUGUGAAAAUGGGCACAAUGAGUGGAACAAAUGAGGAGAACGAGCAUCAAGGUCAACUACAGGACGCGGUUCUCCAGCAUCCUCCAGUCGUGUUGCACACUGCAGGCGUCACGGGUGGAGAUGUCGGUCCUGAGCGGCACGACUCGGAAUUCGCCAACGUCAAAGAGGAGGAGUGGGAGGCUCCAGAGCCUGCCCACAUGAAAGAACGGGAGCUCGAGCUGCAGCUUCCUCACGUCAAAGAGGAAGAACAGGAGGUUCCGUUCAUUGGCAUCGUUGUGAAAAGUGAAGAUGACGUCAGUCAACAGGAGCCAGAGUCACCUCAGGCUGAGGAGGAGGAGGAGCUCACCGAGAUGCCGCCGACCGGCAAAGAGGGGCUUCAACGUGAGGAGGGCGGAGGGACGGGGCCUCUCGGCCGCAGCUCUAUGACACCUGAAGGCCACCCUGGAAGAUCCCAUGCGGACGGCCUCUUGGCUCCGCUUUCAGAUCACCGCCACGACAUUUGGCACUCUGGUAAUAACCAUGAGGAUGAUGGAGGCAGCAUUUCAUGUCAGACAGACAACAUGCGCUGGACAUGUUCUCAGUGUGACAAAACAUUUGAAGCCAAGUCCAAUUUCAAAAUGCACACUGGAGAAAAAGCUUUGGCCUGCUCGCUUUGUAGUCAAGGAGCCCCUUUGACAAACAUUCAGGAAAAACAUUUUGCUUGCUCAGUCUGCCACUUCAAAUUCCGGAAGCAUUGCAAUUUAAAGGCCCACAUAAGAACACACACGGGAGAGAAACCUUUUGCCUGCUCGGUCUGCGAGAAAAGAUUUACUGAAAAGGGACAUCUAAGAACGCACUCAAGAACACACACUGGGGAAAAACCUUUUGCCUGCUCAGUGUGUGAGCAGAGGUUCUCGGAGAAGGGAAGCUUACGAAAACACGCGAGAACCCACAGUGGAGAGAAACCUUUUGCCUGCUUCGUUUGUGCUAAAACCUUCACUCAGAAGGGACAUUUAAGAAGGCAUUCGAGAACGCACACCGGAGAGAAGCCUUUCAGCUGCAAUGUGUGUGCUAAACGCUUUGCCAAUAAGUAUCAGGUUACAAUCCAUCAUUGUGCUGCUGGUGAGAAAAGCAGUGGGCAUCAAGCUUCAAACAGACAGUGACCAAACAAAGUCAGCUGGCUGCGCAAAUCAGUGGAAAUAUUCCACAGCCUUCCAUUAGAAGGAAGGCAUCAUUGGAUUUGUCCGCUCUGACUAAAUUCGUCUAUGAACUCUUUCGAUUGGUUGGACUUGAUGUCCAACAAGGGUGCUUUUUCAAGUGCUCUAGCGCUAAAGUCGAGCUGGCGUUUUGGAUCA
Molecule: messenger RNA, 1662 nt
Organism: Syngnathus acus (greater pipefish)
Lineage: Eukaryota; Metazoa; Chordata; Actinopteri; Syngnathiformes; Syngnathidae
Product: gastrula zinc finger protein 5-1-like
Exons: 3
Coding region: 337-1470 (377 amino acids)
Biological process (GO): regulation of DNA-templated transcription
Molecular function (GO): DNA-binding transcription factor activity, RNA polymerase II-specific; RNA polymerase II cis-regulatory region sequence-specific DNA binding
Source: RefSeq, a predicted model, not a curated record